AUGUCAGGCAAUUUGGAUUUGCUUGAACAGCUUUUUACCAAGCUGGAAGUCGCUGUCAAUAAGACGAGGUGAGUAUGAAGACUGUUUUGAAGUAUUCAGAAAAACAUCAUAUCUAUUUUCAGACCAAAAUCAUGUGGAUGUGCAAAUAAAUGCUUAGUCGAAAUCACUUUUUCUUCUCAAACUUUCAAAACUCGCUCGUUGCAAAUUGCUGCAGGGGUGAAGCUUGGCGAAAGCGUUCAGUAUCUUGAUGUCAAUCGUCGACUGAAUUGUUAUUGUGGGCGCAAGAAUGUCAGCCAGGAUCUUGUCAGACAAAAUUCAAGCAAUCUAUGAUUUUUUUGAGUGCCCGAGAAUUCUCGAAUAUGCUGAGAAAUAUUGAGGAUUGGAGAGAUGCUGUCAAAAAGGCUCGUAAGACAGCAUUUGGUUAAAGCUGUUGAAAAGAAAAAACUGAGGUAAGUAUUCUGAAUUUACGAGACAAUUCAAGUAAAUAAUAACAUUGCGUUAUUUUUUAUUUCGUGAAACGUCACAUGAUAUGUGUACAUAUUGUCCUUCCGAAAAAAAGAACCUUGGAAGAGAACCGACAUGGCCUAGAUUGAAACCAAUACUACAGUAGACUUCGCGAAAUUUUGGAGUCUCAAUUUUGAAAAAUAAAAUGCGAAAUUUACACGCUGGCUAUGUUGCCAACAUCAGUUUGAGUAUGCAUGUGUCACGUCAUUUUUAGUCUACUGUACGUGAGCGCCAAUUCAAACGGGGGUUCUUUUAUUUUCGGAAUGACAAUAACAUUUUUUAUAGAUUACGGUUAAAAUCGUGUACCAAAGACAGAAUAAUUACGAGCAAGUUUUCAAAGUCAGCCCAUUUGUUGCUGUUGAAAAAAUCUACUCUUUGGUACGUUUUUACUGACUGGGAACAUUUUUGAAGUGAAAUGGUUUUUUAGUAUUACCAAGCGCUCACUUUUCGUCAACAACCGUUUGUGGCUGGAAAAUCAUUAUCACAACAUGGAGUAAGUUAUUUGUAUUUCAAAUUUCAUUGACGUUUUUUUUAAAUUUUGUAGGUUGUUGAUGGUUCUGUGAUCUACUCGCGCUAA
This is a messenger RNA of Caenorhabditis angaria, 1081 nucleotides long. The record is from the annotation of a GenBank genome assembly. NCBI's taxonomy places the organism in Eukaryota, Metazoa, Nematoda, Chromadorea, Rhabditida, Rhabditidae.